Molecule: messenger RNA, 3879 nt
Organism: Anas platyrhynchos (mallard)
Lineage: Eukaryota; Metazoa; Chordata; Aves; Anseriformes; Anatidae
Gene: ERI3
Product: ERI1 exoribonuclease family member 3
Molecular function (GO): 3'-5'-RNA exonuclease activity; nucleic acid binding
Source: RefSeq, a predicted model, not a curated record
GUUUGUUUGUUGAUUUUUCUCGGCUGGGAUGUGUGUGGGGGGGUGUUGGUGCUCGCCCCUUGUGCUCUGUCUCUUAAAGUCUGUGUCCGGUGGGUCUGCGUGCUUGUUGUAAGCCGAACUCUUGGUGUGCCUCCUCUCUGCUUCAUCCUCCUCCUCACUGAGCUCUGGGCUUCGGCGGUGGGUGGGUGGGUGGCUGCUGCUUGCUCGGAGCUCGUAAAGCCCUGUCCAUGGAAGGGACCGGGGAGUUUUCCAUUCGGUUGAAGCUUGCACCAAGCCUCGGGAUGGGUGAGGUGUGCGGGGCUCUGAGCAGGUGCAGCUCUGUGAGGCUCGUCCCAUCAGGUGUUAACAGAGUUGUCGGAGAGCUUUGUUUUUCUAAAGGUAGCUGGGAUUAAUUUUGGCAUUCAGUUGUACAUCACUUCGCUUUAUGGUAAAGUUGGUGGACUUUUUUAUUCCAAGAAUGAAUUGUUCUUAAAAUAAAUAACGUGCUAGAGGUCCAGUUGGUUACUCUUCAGUGUGUGGGCUCGGGAAGUUGGAUUUCAGAUAUUUUUGAUAUUUUUGUUCCCUUUCAAGUACUGAAUUUUGGUCUUUGCAGCUGAACUUUGAUGUUAAUUUAUUGCGUGGACUAAACGCUUGUCUCGUUUCAAAGAGUGUCCCUCUUACAGUUCUUGUUUCUAUCAAACUUUGUGUGGCUUUACGUGAAUGGUGUAGUUUUGUUUCUAUAAAAAAAAAAAAAGUGUUAUAGCCAGACAGAUUUGAGUGUUACCAAAACCCAGAAGAAGAAGGAACCCGUUAAAGCAUUAAAAAGCAAACACGCUAAUGUGCUUGGUGCUAAAUAAAGAAACUCUUGGAUUGAGUGUACGCCGAAAUGGUUUGAUGUGACCUUAAGGUUCUGCUUUGCAGUUGGGAGGUACUUCAAUUUGAUAUUUUUAUUUUUUUUUACUAUUAUUAUUUUCCUCCUUUUAAUUUUGGAAAUAAAGCUCUGGAAGAGGCUGAAGUACGUGAAGUUUUUACGCUUGGCUCUGCUGCUGUGUGGGCCCAGCAGCCGCCUCCGGGUACAGGGCAGCAGGGCUGUAGGGCGCAGGGCUGGCGCUGUGCAGGGGUGGGGCUGGCUGGUGGUGUCAUCUCCCCAGGAGAACACGGGAGGCUGCAAAGCGGCUGUGCCUCCCUCACAAGGAAGAGGCCAACCUGUUGCUCACAGCGUGUGCUGGAGCAGCAGCGGUAGCUGUCGCUGCCAGCUACCACGUGGCAACUUUUCUCCCCCCUGGGAGAGGUCACCUGUGUUGGGCAGGUGCCAGCUGAGUGGUUGUGCUCCCUCCAGAUCUGUUGGACAGGUGAUACCUCGCUCCUAACCAACUUUUUUUUCAUAAUUUCAGUUGUACUUGUUGAAGUUUACUUUUUUUUUCCUUGAGUGGUUGGAUAUUAGAGGUAACGUCUUCUGUGCUGGUUUCCCAGGGUCGCUGAGGGUGGGUUGUGUGGAACCCGUGCCCUGUUGUAGCUGCUGCCCCUACUUGCGGCGUGUAUUUCCCUGUCCAGCAGGACAGACCUUUGGCAGAGUACAAACUUUUUUUUUUUUAAUAUUUCCAGAUUUCAUAUGUGAAGAUCAAACGUGAGGAGUUUACUAAGAUUCAUUUGGCACUCUUAGGCAUUAACCUUCAAGUUCAAGAUAACAAAGGUGUGCAGCUGUGGCACUCGUGCAUGAAAACCAAGUGGUUGUGCGUGCUGCAUCCCAUUAAACAAGAGGCUGGCUGGUGUUUCUCCUCUCACAGAACUAGGCUGAUGUGCAGCAGUAGCUUGCCCUGCCUGGAAGCGUGGUAGCUGCAAAUCUCUUACUUCUGGAGCAGGGAGCUCUGCGGGUUGAGAGCAUCACAGUGCCAUAAGUUUCAGAGCUCUUUCCAAAGACCAGGGCUGGGGAGGUUUGAAUUAAAACUGUGUUAUUUUUUGACAGUGAAGUGAUUGACCACUGGAACGAGCGGGCUGCAGGUAGUUGGGAGCCCCCGUGUUUGGUGCUGCAGCUCGAGGCCAGAAACUUUUCUGAAAGGUGUGCGAGCCUUUGGGCUCGAUUCAGGAGUGAUGAAGUGGAAACUUUACGGCUGGCAUGACAUGAGGUUCGGGCGGGAUGGCCCGAUGGGCUUGCUGACUUCAGGUUUCAUGUGUUUGUGCUGCUAGAGCCAGGAUACCUUCUCUGGGAACUAUCAAGCUAGGAAACUAUCUUGCUUUAAUGGUGUUUUACUCUGGCUGUGUUAGCCCUUGUAUGGGUUCCUAUGGUUGAAUUGGCUCAUGGUGAGGCCUGACGAGCGCAGGACUGGGUGUGAGAUAACUGGCAGGAGAAUCAGGCUGAGAGGGAAGGAUGGGUGCCUGCUUCUGGCCCCCGAGAGCUCUUGGGGUGGUUAACCCCAUUUUGUGUAGCUUCACCCCAGGGCCUUUUUUAUGGCUCCCAUGCAGAGGCGGGAGACUGGACCAGAGGGUUCCUGUCUGGACUCAGUAACUUUGCUGCAGUACUCAGCCCGCUCUUCCUCUGCAGCUUUCCGACCUGAUGUUGUAUAUGCUGCCUCCUAUUUCUUUGUUUUACUUUUUGUCAUUUCCCUCCUGCCUUUUCUCUAAGUGACCAGUCCUUCACUGCGUGGAGCUUCUUCCAGCUUCAGCUUAGGUCCGUGUGCUGAUCCGCGCUUCCUCAUGGAGGAGGUUUAAAAAUACCCAGCAAAGCCUCUCUUAAGAGACCAGCCAAGGAGGUGACAAAAGUGGGUUGCCUCGCAGAGGUGGCCUAAUAAAACGGGAGCGGAAUUGCUCGUCUCGUCUUCGGGAGCGCUCCUGGGUGGUGGGCGCGGGCGGCGCUGUGCGGCACGUCAACUGAGCUGUGUUUGUUUCCCAGCCUCGUAGGGAGCGGUAGCCCCAAAAACCACCUCGCUCAUUGUGAUCUCACAAGCCUUCGCGUCUGUGGCGUCACAAUGGAGGAGAUGCUGGUGCUCGGAGCCCGUGCCUCUGAGAUAGCAGCCGAGGAACGCAGCGGGAAGGAUGAGCUCGAGGAACGGUUUCAGAUGCCUCUGGAUGUUCAAUGAUAGCACUCCUCCAUACUGGAGCAGCAAAGUUUCCCCAAAACUUACUUCCAAGGACAAGACAAGCUGUGUGCUCCCUCCGCCCGCCUGGUGUUCUCAAAGGGUACGGCUCCAUCGUAAGCAGGAAACUGGCGUCCCACGGCUUCGGAGCUUCCAUGGCAGCAAUGUCGUCCUUCCCUCCACAGAGAUAUCACUACUUCUUAGUGCUGGAUUUUGAGGCCACGUGUGACAAACCACAGAUUCAUCCUCAGGAGAUCAUCGAAUUCCCAAUCCUGAAGCUGAAUGGCAGGACGAUGGAGAUCGAAUCCACCUUUCACAUGUAUGUUCAGCCUGUGGUGCAUCCCCAGCUUACGCCCUUCUGCACAGAGCUGACUGGGAUUAUUCAAGGCAUGGUGGAUGGGCAGCCCAGCCUCCAGCAAGUGCUUGAGAGGGUUGACGAGUGGAUGGCGAAGGAAGGCCUCUUAGAUCCCAGCGUCAAGUCGAUUUUUGUGACCUGUGGAGACUGGGAUUUGAAAGUGAUGUUACCAGGACAAUGCCAGUACUUAGGGCUGCCGGUUGCUGAUUACUUCAAACAGUGGAUUAAUCUGAAAAAGGCGUACAGCUUUGCCAUGGGGAGCUGGCCAAAGAACGGGCUCUUAGACAUGAACAAAGGACUGAACCUACAGCACAUAGGGAGGCCUCACAGCGGGAUAGACGACUGUAAGAACAUCGCCAACAUCAUGAAGACACUGGCCCAUAGAGGCUUCAUCUUCAAGCAGACCUCCAAACCCUUUUGAUCCCCAGGGCAGGCCAGGCAGGGCUGCAUGCGCCCGGCGCCGGCGAGGCG